CGGCCACAGGGCUGAUCCGUAUAUAUACCCUCGGAUAACCAAUCUCUUUAGACCCAGAAGCCUCUCCAGGAGUUCUGAAUCUCUGAAAGUUAAACGACAUGAAGUUCUUAGCAGCUAUCUGCGUGCUCGCCGUCGGCGUCAGCGCACAGGUUGGGCCUUCAGGGAUCAUCAGUCCCGACGGGGUGAACACCCAGUUCUCCCACGACUUCGCCAACGACAUCGUGCUGGUUGGACCCGCUGGCAUCGUCACAAAGUCUGGCGCCAACCGCCAGCUGACCCACGGAGAGGCCACCCUUCACGUUGCCACAGCACCUGCUCCCCUCCCCGUGGCUCAGCUGGUGUCCCAGCGUGGCGUGGUUGGCCACUCUGGCAUCGUUCGCCCUGAUGGCAACAACGUCCAGUUCACACACGAGCAGGCUAACAACAUCGUGCUGGUUGGCCCAUCUGGCAUCGUCACCAAGGACGGCUCCAACAUCCAGCUGACCGACGACCUCCACUUCGUCCAGAAGCGUGACACCUAUGGCCAUCUUGUGGGAGCCUCAGGAAUCGUCACCAGCGACGGCCAGCUGAUCCAGUUCGAACCUGGUGUAACUGUUGCCUCCGCUGGACCCUCUGGAGUCGUUCUGUCCAAUGGAAAGAACAUCCAGCUGUCCGGCAGACGUAAGCGUGACACCUAUGGCCAUCUUGUGGGAGCCUCAGGAAUCGUCACCAGUGACGGCCAGCUGAUCCAGUUCGAACCUGGUGUAACUGUUGCCUCCGCUGGACCCUCUGGAGUCGUUCUGUCCAAUGGAAAGAACAUCCAGCUGUCCGGCAGACGUAAGCGUGACACCUAUGGCCAUCUUGUGGGAGCCUCAGGAAUCGUCACCAGCGACGGCCAGCUGAUCCAGUUCGAACCUGGCGUGACUGUUGCCGCCGCUGGACCCUCUGGCGUCGUUCUGUCCAACGGAAAGAACAUCCAGCUGUCCGGCAGGCGUAAGCGCGAUCUCUCCGGCCAUCUUGUGGGAGACUCAGGAAUCAUCACCAAUGACGGUCAGGUGAUCCAGCUGGAACCUGGUGUCACGAUUGUCCAGGUUGCUCCUUCUGGUAUCAUUCUGUCCAACGGAAAGAACAUCCAGCUGACCGGCAAGCUCCACUCCGUGCAUAAGCGUGACACCUAUGGCCAUCUGGUGGGAGCCUCAGGAAUCGUCACCAGCGACGGCCAGCUGAUCCAGUUCGAACCUGGCGUGACUGUCGCCGCCGCUGGACCCUCUGGCGUCGUUCUGUCCAACGGAAAGAACAUCCAGCUUACCCUCUAAAUUAUUCUUUCCAUUCUAAUCUCAAUCAAAAAUGGAAACCAUCCAACCAUGAUCUGAUGGUGAAUUUGAUAAAUUUAUAUUUUGCCAAAUAAAGGUUUAUAAAUAAU
Molecule: messenger RNA, 1402 nt
Organism: Penaeus vannamei (Pacific white shrimp)
Lineage: Eukaryota; Metazoa; Arthropoda; Malacostraca; Decapoda; Penaeidae
Molecular function (GO): structural constituent of cuticle
Source: RefSeq, a predicted model, not a curated record